AAAAUAUCCGAAGAAGUAGCACUCGUUGUAAUAUUUAAUCGAAGAAACAAAAGCUUGCAAAAAUACUUCAUUAUUUAUUUUCUAAAUAACACACUGAAACACGAGAAUCCGCGUAAUUGGUUGUUUUUCCCGUUGUAAAAACAACUUUCGAGGACUAAUCCAGUGAUACACAAAGCGUCGAAUAACUCAAUCGAUAGAACAAUGUGUCUACAAAACUGGCAACUAAUCCGAGGUUCUCUAUAUUCCGUAUCAAAGAUCGUUGAAUAGCUUUGUCACUGAAUCCUCCACUUCGUUUCAUUUAUUUCCUUUAUUUUUAAUACACAAUUUUUCGGCACGAAAUGGCGUUCCAGGAUGAAUAAAGGGAGGCGAACGAGAACGAAAACGACGAUUAAAUCGGUGAAACCGCAAGGUACUCCCAGCAAUGCGGCAGAAUUCCAAUUGCCAUGACUCUGACUCGAUAGAUUUACAUCCGUGGCCAAUUGAAAGAGCGCUCUGUUUCCAUCCUUAUUUUUCACAUCUUUUUCAUUAGCGGGGUAGAAGCACAGACAGAAAGUCGAACUAUUAUUUUCUAUAUCGUAUAUUCGCAUCGAAUAUCUUGUGGCUUCUAUUUAAAUUUUGCAGAUUGAUCAAGUUUGAUAAAUAUAGUCGUGAUAGUCACGAGUAAUAGUAAUUACGAAAUUUCUAAAUGUUCGUAUAUUGCACAUAACAUAUUCAGAAAGGAAUCUACAAGUGUUCGAUGACUUUCGUAUUUCGUAAAACUGAAAUUCCCAAUAAAACGAUGUAACAACGGUGUGAGAUUUCCAGAAAAGUAUCGCUGAAAAGUAAUACUAAAUAUUUCUUACGCUUUGAUCUGCUUUAGGAAGCGGCAUUUAUGAGUUUGGAUGCAAAUGUAUAGGGAGUUUUGCUUGAAUACAAUAAGAAAGAUCAAUCUAGAGAUCGAGGAUUUCUGGAAAGAAAGGUUCGAGUUAGAACUCGUCACCUUCCUGUUGCAUUCCACCGAAACGCGACGUCUUUCGUUGAGAUUUGCAUGGGAAAUUCUCCAUACAAAUCCGUGAAAAAAGAUUGGAAUGCUUCAGUUUCGUUGUCACGACAACGGGGCAUAUAAAAUGCGAAAAAUACACGGAAUGCGCAUGAUAUAUAAAGAUAUAUGAAAUAACUGAAACAAAGUUUGUCUAACAACAGAUAUUUAAAGUGUAUCUUUGAUAUUUUUCACUUCUCUAGCUUUAUUCGUAAAAAUACAAAUUUGCUUAAACAUCCAAUUUAUUUGUGACGCAAAGCAUUUAAAAUCGUUGCGAGAUAACUGGAACGAAAUCGUGGCAAAUUGAAAUUGGAAAAAGCGGAGUUCCAUGCAACGAUGAAUAUAGACAGAACAUAGAGAUAAUCGUACUAGUAUAAACGCGAGCAGAAAGAGUUGAAACGUAUAAAGAGAAUACCAGAGAAGCUUGAUGUACUACGUUCAAUUUCACGGUUCUUCUGAGACUUGACGGGGCGUGAAGAAAUUCGCAAUGGAUUACCCGGCAUAAUUCGCCGAGAAUUCAACAUUAUGCCAGACUUAAAACGUUCUUUCGAGGCUUUACAGCGUGUCCUAUGUAAAUCGAGAGCAACGGACGAACCGCUGACCUUAAAGCGAUAGACCGACUUGAUGACAAUUCACGUUGUUCUUUUCGUAAUCUAAAAUAUUUUAACCACUUUCGCUGGUAAAAGGGAAUCGAAAUCUCGAUGAUUAAGAAGUCGAAUGAUUCAAAUAUUGUGAAAUCGAUUAAUAGUUUUAUUAAGUGUAUCUUCUUUUUUUCUACUUUGAAAAUCCUGUUUAUACUCUUUCUGCUUUUGUAUUUUGACCCGAUUCGUCCUUCUAUCGCUAAAGAAUCGCAUUAUUGAAUGAAAUGAACACUCAAACGAAAACUAUCAAAUAAACUCUAAAAGUUUUGGCACGUUAACCAAAAACCUUCGAGUUCCAAAGCAAAUCGUAUUUAGCUCGAUUGAAGUUCACGCAAGGACGCUACGCAAGUCGUCAAUGCGUUUUCAUAGACGUUAAAUAAACAACGAAGAUGGCACGCAGAAAAAUAUACGAAAAACUUUCUGCCGGAUUAUCGCGUUAGUCACAUUUUUUCAGAGAAAGUCCGUGAACAGUCCGCUUUGGUUUCAAACGGAAGAUUUUUUGCGAUACACGAAAACUCUUUGUAGACGGAUCAUAACCGUAAAAACGCGUUGCUCUUCCUCGCAACGUUUCCAGAGGAUUGUGUCUCUGAGGAUUUCUAAAAACUACGAGCGGCAAAGAAUUUUUCUCCGCGAUUUUUCAAUUAUCUCUCAAAUACGCGUUUAAGCAUUUACGAAAUUAUGUGGAGGGACUAGAGAUAACAAAGAACCACUCGUGGUGUUCCAUACUCGCCUUUGAUCGUGCCGAAUAAAGAAUACAGAUGACGCAAGCAAGACUAUCCCCGAAGAGUUCUCAAUAAGAGACAGAAGCUACUUUCCUCUAAGCACGAGUUGAAACGAGAGGAGCUCGGAAGGCCCCCGAGAAAGCGUCGAAUAUUAUCGAAGCUUAUCUAAAGCUUUCUUCAACCAUUUUAUCCAUUUUACCCAUAGAACCGGAUACUCCUGCGACACGAAGUCCCCAAUUCAUUAUUAUUCCAAUUUAUCAUCCCUCGUGUUCUAUAUUAGGAAUUCCAUUAAAUAAAAAUUACGUCAAAUUAAUUCGAAAGAUCAACGCUUUGAUGAUGAAGCAAGAGAUAUUGCAGAUAGCAUGUGACACGCCUUGAUUAUGUUGAGAAUGGACGAGGAAGGGCUUGUCAGGACACGAUAUCGAAUGGCCGUCCUGAGGCGAAAUCCAACUUCCGUGGACGCAAAAAGCACACCGAUCUCGGCAGAAUAUUAGACAUCCUUAGAAUAGUUCCAAUGGAACAAAUUAUUCUUCUGGUCGCAUAAAUUUCUCGUACAGCUUGAUGAUAUUUCAACGAGAACGUAUGAUACUCGUGGGUUUCCAGUCAGAUGGAGAAAUGCAAGAUGGAACGUCUCUUAAAAAGAGUUUGGUUGGUGCAGCAAGUUUUUUAAAAGAUAUGCCCGAUCCAAACGAUAUCAGAUUUAUCAGGACAAGGUGGCCCGUUUCGGCGAGUGCUACUACCCAACGGUCGGCUCUUCUCGGCGAAACUUCUUAUCGACGAUUAGGCAAACUUUACUCCACAAAAGCGGAACCGUCCUCUGGUGACUCGUGACUAGUCGUUUCAUACCCAGCCACAGGUAGGGAAACUCGUUUCAGAGAAAAUUUCGUCGCAUUUAUAAAAAUGCGUCCUCACUGACGUUCGCCGUCAUCCAUUCCCAUACUGUUUGCGAGCAUUUUCGUAAAUUGCUUCUUUUUAACAGUUUGCGAAAACAAGAGACCUGACGUCGGUCAGUUUGUUUGAUAGUCCUAACGUUAAUAUACCAAGUUUGCUCUCUACCUAAACGCCAUACCUUCUCUCUGCUGGUUUUUUCGACAACGAUUGACGGUUUCCUUUCAACGAAAGUAUAUAUUUGCCCUUCUUAGAUUACCCUGCAUUCAAUCGACUAAUUGAAACAAUCGAUUCGUUCGGUGUCCAUGACACAGGUUCGUUUAUUCUCGACCUUAAACCACGGUUCCUAAGGUUUCCGCAACCGGAGUCUCCAUUCGAUAAUCAAAAAACAAUUUGAUAUAUCAGGAUAAUGAGAUAAGCGCGCGAUAAUCGAUGAACGUGGAAAAUCGAGUGUUCGGUUAAACAAUUUUAUCGAGUGUCGAGCGAACAACGAUUCGUAAGUUUUGUGCGUGGUCUUUCAUUGUUUGCUAGGCCUCUGUGGCCAAGAAGAGAACGGAAAUAUGGCUGAGAACGAGAGACACGUGGAAGCAGAAAUCACGGAGCUGUCGUCGGAUUCUGUGGAACAUCGGGUGUCACUUUACCCCAUUACGAUGGAGAAGAAAAGGCACGUCGUGGAAACGAUCGCAGAGUCUGCAGUGCGAGAUCCAUGCAAAAAGGAAACAACACACGCGUUGGAGAAUCGAGCUCAGAGGUUACAGCAGACCCAAUCGUUGCCACAGCUACAGCCUACCGACACGCAAGACAGAAAAAUGGACAACCCGAGUGACAACGCAUCGGACGCGAUUAGUAGUCAAAGGGUAUAUAAGAAAUCAUCACCGAACAACAAGCUGACCCUCUACUUGGCGAGCAGAGAUCUGAUCGUGAGCGAGUUGAAGAUCGAUAAACUACAGGGCGUACUAUUGGUCGAUCCUGAAUUUUUGCAAGAGAAAAGGGUGUACGGGCAAAUUACGUUGACUUUUCGCUACGGGAGGGAAGACGAAGAGGUAAUGGGACUGAAAUUCUGUAACGAGGCGGUUAUGUGUCUCGCGCAACUUUACCCCCCAUAUUCCGGCGCUGAUCAACAAGAAACGACCCCAUUACAGGAGGCGUUGGUGAAAAGAUUAGGUCCAAAUGCUCACGCGUUUACCAUGGAAAUCACGCCGUUAGCACCCCCGUCGGUGCAAUUGGUGCCUGCUAAGGAAUACAAUGGGGCCCCCAUUGGUACUAGCUACGACGUCAGAGCUUACGUAGCUGAACGAGCGGACGAGAAGUUGCAUCGGAAAACGACCGUCAGGAUGGGUAUCCGUGUCGUCCAGCGAACUACGAAGCCACCGUUGCCAGCUACCAGCGUAUAUAGCGUGCCAGUGUCGGCGAGUCCUUCUCCUGGAUCCAGAGGUCAAGCUUGUAAAACGAGAGUCUCGUUCAUGGAAAAUGAGAUCACAGAAGACGAGGAGAACGUAGGGCCACAUGCUGCAGUGGAGAAACCGUUCUUAUUGAGCGAUGGUCGCGUGGGUUUGGAAGCACGACUAGAUCGUGCGAUCUACGCUCACGGAGAUCCAAUAACUGUGCACGUCAACGUCAAUAACAACAGCAGCAAAACUGUGAGGAGGAUCAAGGUUUUCAUCGUGCAACACGUAGACGUGUGCAUGUUCAGCAAUGGCAAAUUCAAGAACGUGGUGGCCUUGCUGUCGUCGCAAGAGGGAUGCCCGAUAGGUCCCGGACUUUCGCUGAGGAAAAGCUAUACGCUUAGACCGAUCAAAGGCUCGACCAAAAAUUGGAUUGCUUUGGAGGACAGUUACACUAAGGCGGAGGCGACGUUAGCCUCCACCGUUAUUUGCCCUGGAAACGGUCCAGAGGAUAGAAACGUCUUUGCUAUAUACGUUUCCUAUUACGUGAAGGUAAAGCUACUAAUUUCAACAAUGGGCGGAGAAGUGUCGCUUAAGUUACCGUUCACGUUAAUGCAUAGCAACACAGAUCCGGAUUUAGUGGGCUUUCCGUCCCCCAUCAGAGAGCCAAGAGUUUUGGGGAAGCCGAACGAGGAGCUCACAGAGAAUCUCGAGAGGCAAGAGGAUAACGAACACAAAUACAAGGCAACUAAAUUAGAACCGAUUAAAGAGAAACUAAAAGAGUCCAGGGAUAUCGACGUGGACCUGAUAGAGCACUAUGAGGAAAGCGACAGUACCUGAGACCAGGCGCAAACGACCGAUGCAUCGUCGCGAUCAUCGACGAAGAAUAACAACGACGCGAGAAACGUGAAAACUUCGAAUCAUAAGAACUGUAAAUUGGGUUUCGAUAUACAGAGAGCUUGGUGUUGCUUUAGAAGAGCUUCUUAGUAACGCGAAAAGAAAAACAACGUUUAGAAAAAUUGACCACGAUGUUUUCUUUCUUUCGUUGAUUAAUUGACGAUUGAGGAGGUUUCGAUGAAUACGCGAGUAGUUAUGAAAUUUUAAGUAUUUUAAACGUUUACGUAUCGUUUUAUCUUCCUUCAUUAACGUCGUGUAUAUAUGUUGUGGGAAAACAGAUUUAUACAAAUUUUAUUCUCUGUAUAAUAUCAAUGAAGCGUAAUAAUUUUUAAUUGCUAAAGCUAUCUUACCACAGGUUUGGUAAGGUUGAUCGAGAGACGAUUUUCGCCAUUGAGAAUACACUACGGGUUAUGCAGUUCCUACCCGCGCCAUUCUUAUAAAUGAAAAUCGUACUGCCCUUUAAAUUAUGUGCAAAUCGACGAUUAUCAAAUAAUAAGAUUAUUAAACGACACAUUGUAAAAUCCAUUCAUCCACAUACUUGACAGAAUCAAUCAUAAAAAUCAAUCUAUAAAAUAUCGAAUAUCUCGAAUCUAUUUUUUUAGGCAGAAAAUAUCUCGGUAUUAUCUCGUAUUGUCUUUUAUUAAUUGUGAAAUGAAUGUUUCGUGUAAUUAAAUAGAUUACAAAAGUCAUUGUACCUUAAUAGAAUAAGAUAAUCCAAAGGCAUGUUUUACAAUGAUUCGUGCCUGAUUUAUGGAUUUUAUUGCACGUGUAUAGGCACAUAUGUAUGUAAAACUGUACAGAUUAUAUCGUUAUUUAUGUAAAUAAUAAAUUAUAUGAAUAUGAUUGUACAAGAAUAUAUGUGAAACUCUAACUUAUGAACCUUCUAAAUAAUUUACAACUAUAAAUAAAAUUUUUGUCUAAGAUA
Bombus pascuorum is the source of this 6476-nucleotide messenger RNA. RefSeq names its product phosrestin-2-like. The record is from RefSeq and is a predicted model, not a curated record. Lineage: Eukaryota; Metazoa; Arthropoda; Insecta; Hymenoptera; Apidae. Gene Ontology annotation, biological process: signal transduction; G protein-coupled receptor internalization. Bases 3830 to 5494 code for a protein of 554 amino acids. Gene Ontology annotation, molecular function: G protein-coupled receptor binding. Gene Ontology annotation, cellular component: cytoplasm. The transcript is spliced from 10 exons.